AUGAGCGUGAACCGUUUACCUCCCGUAAACACUCAUUUUCACGAGCACCGACGUGUCAGCCCUGCCCCCUCGCGUGACCUCUCGGGUCCGCAGUUUUCGCCAAAGAGAAGGGAUACAGAGAAGACCUCAUACCCAUCCCCUGCCGUAGCGCGAAGGCCGACUUUCAAGAGGAAUUUCUCCAAACCCACGCAAUUCUUACUACACUCGACCGAGAACUACUCAUUACUACAUGGGAUACUUGAAGACGACGAGUCCCGGCGGAUUUUUUACUUCAUGAUCUUGAACCUCUGUUUUAUGCUGGUUCAGUCGACAUAUGGCAUUCUUACGGGCUCUCUGGGCUUGAUCAGCGACAGCAUCCAUAUGUUCUUUGACUGCGUGGCCUUGCUGGUCGGAGUGUGCGCUGCAGUCAUGAGCAAAUGGCCGCCCAGUCUCAAAUUUCCAUAUGGGUACGGGAAGAUUGACACCCUGGCAGGGUUAGGCAAUGGCAUUUUCUUAAUGCUGAUCAGCAUUGAGAUUGUCUACGAGGCGAUCGAACGAUUGUUCUCCGGUGCCGAUGUCAGUCGAACUGCGGAGCUGCUUGUGGUCAGCACGAUCGGAUUGUUUGUGAACCUGGUCGGCAUUUUUGCUUUUCAUGGCGCUCACGACCACGGGCACGGGCAUAGUCAUGGAGGACACAGCCAUGGCCACUCCCAUCACGACACCGACCACGACCACGACCACGACCACGACCAUGAUCAUGAUCAUGGACAUAAACACGAUCACAGCCACCACGAAAUAGUCGGAGCUCCCAUGACGGCGUCGGCUUCGCCAAUGAAAAACAAACGAGGAGCAGCAAGCGACCACCACCAUGGUGGGGAAAACAUGCAAGGGAUCUAUCUCCACAUCAUGGCGGACGCGCUCGGCUCUUUGGCGGUCGUGGGUUCAACGCUUCUUGUCCGCUGGACCGGCUGGAGCGGGUUUGAUCCCCUCGCAUCAUGUAUCAUUGCGGUUCUCAUCUUUGCAUCCACCAUCCCCCUCGUCACCGCGACGACCAAGAUCCUCCUUUUGUCACUCAACUCCGACAUCGAAUACAAUCUUCGAGACAUUCUCAGUGGUGUGGCCGAAAUUCGCGGCGUGGUAGGCUACACGGUGCCGAAAUUCUGGCUCGAAGAUAUCAAGAAGGAGCCCGGUCAUCACCACCAUCAUGGCCAUUCCCAUGCACACGACGACCACUCACACGCGCAUUCUCACUCUCAUAAGGAUAGUGAUGGCAAGAAGUGUGACGGCGAAAGUUCCGACCCUACGGUGUUGGGUGUGAUCCACAUCAUCGCCUCACAGAAUGCAGACCUGGAGGAUGUCAGGGAGCGGGUCUCGAUGUAUUUACGCCAGAGAAAAAUGGAUGUCGUGGUUCAGGUAGAAAGGGAAGGGGAACAACGGUGCUGGUGCGGCGGAGGGCAGAAGAGCCCCAAAGCAUGA
Messenger RNA from Fonsecaea erecta, 1455 nucleotides. RefSeq lists its product as hypothetical. NCBI's taxonomy places the organism in Eukaryota, Fungi, Ascomycota, Eurotiomycetes, Chaetothyriales, Herpotrichiellaceae. The transcript has a single exon. The record is from RefSeq and is a predicted model, not a curated record. Bases 1 to 1455 code for a protein of 484 amino acids. Gene Ontology annotation, biological process: intracellular zinc ion homeostasis; transmembrane transport; zinc ion transport. Gene Ontology annotation, molecular function: zinc ion transmembrane transporter activity. Gene Ontology annotation, cellular component: Golgi apparatus; membrane.